AACGAUAGCGGCUGUAUGUGUUGUACGCGCUGGGUUAGACAAGCAGUAUGGCGGAAGAAGAGAGUGAAUUGGAGUUGGACAGGUUUAGAAAAGAAUUACAGAGUUUGUUAAACGACGAGUGCGGACUGCAAAGCAAGUCGUAUUGCUCGAGAUAUUGCGAGCUGGUCGUGGAAUACACAAGCCGAUGGCAGGUGCCUCUCCCACAGCUGCAGGUCUUGAGGAGCGCCCUGUGUGCGUUUGUCCGUGGUGCAGCCUCCUUCCCGUCCGAUUGUGAACACGUGCGCUACACUCUGAGCAGUCUGGCUCUGAGCGUCUUCGAGCUGCUGCUGUUCUUCGGAAGAGAUGAGUUCCCCGAGGACCCUCUAAAAGAUAUUCUGGACUCGUUUCAGGAAUGCCACUCAAGUCUAGUGCGGUACCAGAACGUGUACCUGCUGCAGGUUAUUCACGUCAUCAGAGACGGAGGGCCUUGGUCAAGUCCUGUACUGGAUGGAAUCCUGAAGGAAUUUGAGCAACAGCAAGAAGACGUGGAUCGCUAUCUCAGCUCUGAGGUGCCCAUGUUCUUCGAAUUGCGUGUGCGUUACCUGCUAGCCUGCGAGAGGAUCCGCGAGGCCAUGGCGUUAGCUCUAAAGUGCAGUCAACACCAGACAGCUGGCCGUCUCCUGUUCUUUAAGCAGGCCUACCUCUGCUGUCUCUGGAAGUCCUCUCAGCAAGAACGCCUCUUCACUGAGAUGGAGGAGAUCGACGGAAAAGAUGCCGUGGAGAUCCUCUGCAUUGCAGAGAAUGAGGAAAAGGACGAAUUGCUCCUGGAGCUCAGUAGAGGCUUCCUCUUGCAGCAGCUCAAAAAUGGAGACAUGUAUUACCUUUGGGAUCUGGUCUUCAUAUGGUGUAAACUGUACCUCAGAGUGAAGGCCAAGGAACACUUUCUGCAAGAAUGCAAACUGUUGCUCCUGUUAGCCACCAAUGUGAAGGCAAUCUUCCCGUUUAUGAAGGUGAUCAUGUCUGAGCAUUUGGGCAAAGAAGGCCUCACAUUUUGCAUCGAGCUCUGCGCCCAGGCCCUUCAGACUGACCUCAAGAACGACCCGGCCACCAAGUCUCUCCUCUACAAAACCAUUGCCUACCUGCUUCCCAACGACCUGGAGGUCUGCAGAGCCUGUGCGCUACUCGUGUUCUUCUUGGAGCGCACUGUCGACGCCUACAAGACCGUGUUCUUCCUGUACAACCACCCAGACCUGGAGUACCACCUGGACACCAGUCCCGUUGGGAACAACGUGCGCUUUGAGGUGAUUCAGAUCCUGAAAAGGGGGCUGUUCUUUGACCCGGAGUUCUGGAGCCUUCUGAACAUCAAAACAAACUGCCUGAAGCUCAUGAGUGACGAGGUAGCCAGAGCCGCCCUCUGCGAAAUUAUGGAAGAGGAUAAAUGGGCGCCUGGUUACUGCGUCCGAGAGCACUGCAAGUGCCGCGCUGAGCCGGAAAGGACCGUCAUCAGGCAAGAGACAAAGCCUGGUAGUAGAGACAAUCAGGAAUCAUCGACAGUGGAAAAUAAGGUCAGGAGUCCUCCUGGCGAACCGUCUUCCGAUGCUCCUCAAUAUAAGAAGAGAGGGAGGAAACCAGGGUCACGGCUCACAAAGAAUCUGGAGCUGUUUCCAGUCCGGCGUUCCUUCAGGCAGCUGGAUUUGGCACAAAAUCAUGCCAGACAGCCGAACAACAGAUGUCAGAGGUUCCUGACUCGGCAGGCAGAGAAAAAUAUUCUGAAACGGCGAGGCAGGAAACCCCGGUGGCUCCUGGAGCAGUUAGCUGCUAUGGGAGAAAACAGUGCUCCUGGGCAACGUAAGAAACCAGGGAGGAAACCAAAGCUUUUCAGUUCACUAAAGGACAUUUUAGUUGACACGCCGGUCAUCGAGAUCACGACAGAAUAUUCCUACCCCGACAACGAAGUCGAGCUGCCCAUCGACGUUCAUGAGCGGGUUGCGUCCAAAACAGCUUCUUCCACAGCGCAAAGUUUUGAGCAUCCACAAACAACGCCUUGUAUUAAAACUCUGAACUCAAUCCUUCUUUUACUCGCAGAAAAGUCUCCUCAUUCGAAGGGAGGACAUGAUGACUUUCAGCCACAGGAUGUUACUGUCAUUAUUAGAAAAUUCCACACCUACGCUAAAGUGCCUGAUGAAGAGGAAAGCCCUUCGCUUAACCGCCUUACGGACACUGAACUGUUAACAGCUCAACAUGCCGAGAAACAGGAAGACAGUUUUCAGUCUCUCGAGCAUGUAAAGAAUCCUAUCGAUCUGGCGGAGGGUUCUAAAAUGACCUCACUGAGUGCUACUGUAACACAGGAGAUCCCUGGUGUUCGUGAUGGAUCUGACCUGCCGUUACUUUUGCCUGUUGAGCAGGUUGUAAUCCCUGAUGGCAAAAUCAUUACAGAGGCCAACGCUCCCAAAGAUCAUACUGCUAGUCUUGCAACUGACAAUUUUCAAACGCUGGAAAACACCCAUGUUGUUUCUAAUCUCGGUAACAUGCCAGAAGACGCUACUGAUGUUAUUUGUACUACGUCUGAAAAAGCAACAGAUAUUAAUUCUACCUCUGACAAUACACCUAAUACUACAACCGAACUUGCACCCCAAAGUAAACUUUCUACCCCCAAAGAAAUCCCGGACACUCAUGAAAAUCCCCCCAACAUCAAAGAAGCUGUUGACACCUCAAAAAAUAUGUCCGCAGAUGAAGUUCUUAAGACUCCUGCUGCUAUCGCAGAAUCAGCGAAACCUCAAGAACCGACAUCGCAGCAGAGCACAGAGGCCGAGUCGUCUCCGAACAGUAACUCGUCUCCUGUCUGCGCUGCUCAGACUCCCGUGCAACCCAAACACCAGUGCAAGCUUUGCAAUAAAAAUUACGAGACCCCCCUAAGUCACGCUUUAUGGCAUUACAGGACGGAAAAGAAAUGCAUGUUCUGCAGCAAACUGGCUUUGACCCGUGGAGCCUUGCAGCAUUUCCAAAAGCACAUAAAGGAGUUGAGCAGGGUCGAAGGUCUGCCCGAGACCAAGAAGUGCGAGGAUGUGCCCGAAGGGUCCAGGAGCCCCAGCCAAACCAUUCCAGAGUCUCCGCCAAAGAAAGCAAAACCUGGAUUUGCACAAAUCAAGUCAAGACUGCUGAUGAGACUAAAACUGACAAGGAAAGCUCAAACUCAGCACGAGGUGGAGAAAAGCUCCGAUAACGGUGGACCAGCCAUGAACGAGGCAGACACAAAAAAUCCAACAUCAGUACCAGAGCAAAAACAGAGCAGCGUGAAGGAUGAUAAGCAGAGUGUCCCACAGGAGGUGAUAAGAUACCUAACAAGAGGAUCAGUCAGGAAGUCUGAACACAAGGGAAGGCUGCGUCAGAUGAAACUAGGCAGAAAAGCAAAGGCUGCAAGAGCGAUGGCAGGAGGAGAUCGGUCAGCGCCCAAGGACGCUUCUGUUCACAGGGUGAACGGAGCGAUUAGGAAAAAACGAAAGAUGUGGUGCCUUCAGCAAGAGGGCAGCCUUGCAACCGAGAAAAACCUGCUACCACCAGGAAAAGAAGAGAAUAAGACCGAUGCAGAGAGAUCGGAGAAGACGAUCAGGAGUCAUAAAGUCAAUUACGAUAUCAGGGCCAAAGCAGACAAGACAACCAGCAAUAAUACCGAAGGGAAAAGUGAAAAUUGCACAAAAGCAAAGGUACUAGAGGAACUGAGAGUGAAAAAGAAAAAGCAUGAGGAGGAUAAAUCUGACGUUAAGGCAGCAAAAAAACGAAAGAACGAAGAAGGUCUUUCAUCUGUUAAGUCGACAAACACGGUGGAAGAGAAGAACUCCGUUCCAAAUGUAGACAAACAGCAAACGAGUACCAAGGACGAGUCCAGCGAGACUUCCAAGGUGGUGCAAAAGAGGAAAAUCUGCAGCACUCCUGCAGUCAGCUGUCCUAUAGACGGGUGCACGUUCCAAGCCAUGCCAGGCCCAGUACUCUCUCAUGUUCUCAUACACCACCCGGGUGACACGAAAGCCCUCGAGUUCUUCUACAACCUUGCCACAAAAAAGUGUCUGUUUUGCGCCAGAAGGAUUUGGACUCCUCAGCAUUUUUUCGACCAUGUUGUGUCUCACCGAGGGAACCUCAAACACCCGUGCUACCACGUGUCCUGUCAAAAGAGGUUUAAAACGCGGAUGGCUGUGGGUGAUCACAUGGAAAAGGACCACAAUCCUCUGAAAGCAGGAUGCUGCUUCCCUGGGUGUAUGGUGCAGUCUGCCAGCCUUAAAGACUUGUACAGCCAUGAAAAGAGUCAUUACAAGGCAGUUAUACUGAAGAAGGACAAAGCAGUGGACAAACCCAGCCUCAGAUUGGCAAGAGAAAAGACUACUCCAGAAGCAGCAGCACAACAGACACCCGAGAGCACAGGGACGGAGCCUGAAACUCUUCCACCUCUUCCACCGUCUCCUUGUCCUCCUCUUCCUUCUCCUCCACCACCGGGUGAAAUUAUGGCACAGACAAAUACCCCGGCGCCUGUAAAACUAGAAGAAGAAAAGCCUUUGUUGUUAAAUAAAAGUAUGGUGAACUACGGCAGCAAGACCUCCCGUCUCGUCAACGGUCACGCGGACCACGCACAAGAAAAAAGCACUAAAGCGGCCCCCGCAGUUCCGAAAGAGCAGGAACCGAAGUACGAAAAAGUGGCGGCCAAGCCGUUCAGCAGACUUCCUCCUUCAGCGUACCUUGACGAGCUGUACCUUAGCAUGCCCAAAAAGUGGAGGGGAUCCCAAGCGUGUCCCGAAGGCUCCGAUACAGAUAACGUCAUCCCCAUCAAGAGACCGAGCUGCUCUCGCUGUAACGCGGCCUUUGACUGCGAAGAAGGACUGCAGCUACACCGGGAAAAAUGCACAUCUCUCUUUGGCUUCGAUUCAGAUGACGAGAAUGCCUUCUGAAGAGUGGAGCCUGUUUGCAACGCUGCUGCGAACAUUCAAAAAGAAUGAAACCUUGAAUAAAAGGACCUUUUUUUAAAUAAGAGAAGGUGGGAAGCGGAGCCUGUCUGACCACCCGGACACGUCCCCGCGUCAGUUUCUUUACUCUGAGAAAUUUGAUCGUAAUUGACGACUACAGUAGAGACUCAUCUGCUCCGAUCCCAGACUUUGUGAUGCAGAAUAUCACCUCCAAUCACAGACACCACUGUGGAUUUGCAAAGUGCGCUCGGGUAACAAGCUAGCGACCGUGCAAACUUUUUUUUUUUUUUUUUUUUUUAAAGAUUGCUGCAGUAUUUGAUGAAAAUGUAACUAGGUUUUAUUGGUGGAGGUCAUGAGGAUGCUGCCUCAGCCUUAACUGUGACUUGACUUUUGCUUCAAGACGUGUUACGGCAUAGACGUAAUUGCAACGGCAAAGGAAUCUGGAACAAUUCCAGCACACUUUGGGGGAAAAAUAUCUGGUUAUUUCUUAACUUUGUCACAGAUUUUAUUAACAUUUAUUCUCUCAAAUUCAGCCAUCUCACGUUUCUUGUACUCCACUAAGGAAAACUGUUGCUCAAGAAUUUAGAUCUAUCUACGGAUUUGUCUCGCGCGUAUCGAUGCCACAGAAGACGAACAAUCAGUGUUUUGCUGAAAAUUUUUAAUGAGGUAGAGAUGAAAAAAAAUUAUGUAUUAAUCUAUCUUAAAGCAGUUUUAAAAAGAAUGCUGUGGCAGUGAAGCAACCUCUCGUCAUUAAUGUAUAUAUGUUUCUAAAACCCUUCUCUCUCCUUCACUCAACCAGCCAGAACGAGGAGAAUUAAAUGUCUCAGAAUGGAGGCAUGUCUGAACUGUUCUACACCAGAGCAGUGAUUUACUAAUUUAAUUUAUUCUUUUCUUUUCUUUUUUUUUGUAUUUUAUGUAAAUGUUUGAAAAGUUUGGACGGUAUAUAAUUGGGAUGGGUUAAUAUAGGGGGUUUAUAUAUCAAGAGUUUUUCUGGCCUACAAAAAAAAUAAUGAUUAAACAUGUAUGAGAACAGA
Tachysurus fulvidraco (yellow catfish) is the source of this 5965-nucleotide messenger RNA. RefSeq names its product zinc finger protein 654 (gene znf654). Gene Ontology annotation, biological process: regulation of transcription by RNA polymerase II. The transcript has 9 exons. Gene Ontology annotation, molecular function: DNA-binding transcription factor activity, RNA polymerase II-specific; DNA binding. Gene Ontology annotation, cellular component: nucleus. The record is from RefSeq and is a predicted model, not a curated record. The coding region runs from base 48 to 4916 and encodes 1622 amino acids. NCBI's taxonomy places the organism in Eukaryota, Metazoa, Chordata, Actinopteri, Siluriformes, Bagridae.